This is a messenger RNA of Chironomus riparius, 345 nucleotides long. NCBI's taxonomy places the organism in Eukaryota, Metazoa, Arthropoda, Insecta, Diptera, Chironomidae. The record is from the annotation of a GenBank genome assembly.
AUGAAAUAUUUGGCUUUAAUUACACUAUCUUGCUUAAUUGCAUCAAUUUCAUCAGCACCAACUCAAAUAUCUGACAAUAAUGUUGGUGAUAUUGUAAAUGUUGGAGUGAGAGCAGAUGUUAAUGUCAGCAGUCAAGUAGAUGUCACAUUAAUCAACAUAAUGGCAAAAUUAUUAAGUCAAAAUCUUGCUGUAAUUAUCCCUCCAAGAAAUCCACCAAUCGAUCCAACAGAAUCGCCUAUUGAAACGACAGUAGCACCAAAUCCUCAACCAGAAAUUCCAAACAUCCCAAAAAUCACACCAGAAAUGAUUGAUCAAUUCAGAGGAUUACUUUCUAAAAGCGUUUAA